CGAGAUUCACCCCUCAGCGAUUUACGUUCAACCUUCCGCAGAAUGCUCGUGACGGAUUGAACAUCACAAUGAAAUUGAGAGACCCCGGCACUCCGAAUAGAGCAACUCUCUACUUUGAUCAACUCUCUCUGAAACUCGACCCCGACUAUAUCAUUGUGAUUCCACCGAAGACCACCCCGAUUGGAGCCAUCGUCGGUGGAGUAGUGGGAGGAAUCGCUGUGCUGCUGGCUUUAGUGGCAUUCGUGUAUUUCUUCAUCCGCCGUAGGAGAAGAGCCAAUCCCCCGGCGCGGGAACUAGGUUCUGGAGCGGAGGGACGGGAAACCUCCGUCAACAAUCUCUUGAGUAAUCAGCUCCUCACAGUUCCUAUUGGUCACUCUGGAGAGCCCAGUAUUCAUUCGGCACAGAGAGAACCUCGCUCACCGUUACAACAUCGGGCGACCUCGAUGAGCGGCGGCUCCGAAGCUUGGAACCCGGUACUCCCCGCCUAUGAUACAUCAGGCGAUCAGCCUAUAUCUCCCACCAGUGACCUCGAAUCCUUCGCUCAGUACCAUCGAAACAGCAUCGAUCCCAACUUGCUCGAGAAGCUUCGAAGAGCCGGAUACAGUCCUCUACAGAAUCCGAAUAUAUACACGGAGGAACAGUGGGCCCAGCAGUUUAAUGUGACCAA
Messenger RNA from Acaulospora colombiana, 667 nucleotides. NCBI's taxonomy places the organism in Eukaryota, Fungi, Glomeromycota, Glomeromycetes, Diversisporales, Acaulosporaceae. The record is from the annotation of a GenBank genome assembly.